AUGCAGCAAUCCAGUUCGCAAGAUGCUACGACGCAUACAGCCACGAAGGUCAGUGAUUCUACAAAGAAUGACAAUGCAACUGGAAUCACUAGCAGGGAUAUACCCCAAAAAGUCUGGGAGGAGGUACCUGAAGGCAGGUUUACUGAUGUGAGCUUGGAAACGAUUCGGCAGAUGCAAAGCAAGUGGUCCACAGAACGUAAUUUUACACCGAAGAAUACCCCCAGGAAUCUGCUACUGGCUAUGACAGGCGAGGUUGGGGAAGUCUCCGAGAUAUUUAUGGUGUGUACUACGUGUGAAUGUUCUGAAUGUAGGAUAGAACAUGAAGUAGGCAAUGGUCUAGUGGUUAGUCGUACUGAGAGCUCUAGAUGGUGAGUACAUUCGCGAAG
Molecule: messenger RNA, 386 nt
Organism: Sphaeroforma arctica JP610
Lineage: Eukaryota; Ichthyosporea; Ichthyophonida
Exons: 1
Coding region: 1-372 (123 amino acids)
Source: RefSeq, a predicted model, not a curated record